Messenger RNA from Oikopleura dioica, 225 nucleotides. The record is from the annotation of a GenBank genome assembly. NCBI's taxonomy places the organism in Eukaryota, Metazoa, Chordata, Appendicularia, Copelata, Oikopleuridae.
AUGAAAAACUAUCAGCUUUUAUUUGUAAUUGCAUUCAUUCUCACGGCCGCUUUUAGCAUCUGGAUCUACAAACUCGAGCUCGAGCAAAAACGCACUGCGGAGCAGCUAGUAUUUUGCGACGCUGGAAAAGCUCCAGUCUCAAGGUAUCGGAAGAAAUUAAAACGACAAUGCACGCUAGAAUCAGCGGCCGAAUACAAAAAUGGAAACACGAUCACGAAACUGUAA